CUUGGUGUAGCUGCUCUUGUCAUCUUUUUCGUUGUUCGAUACCUUAACUCGUCUGAUAUCCCAAAGAUCAAGAAUCUUCCCGAGAUACCUGGCGUUCCUCUCUUUGGCAAUCUGCUCCAACUGGGUACUGAUCAUGCUCUCGUUGCUCAGAAGUGGGCGAAACAGUAUGGGCCGCGUAUUGUGUUCGCCAACACAUUCGACUCGGUCAAGCACCUUUGGGUCACAAACCAGUCAGCAUUGAUCUCUCGACCCACCCUACACACUUUCCAUACUGUGGUCUCAUCAUCUAGUGGAUUCACCAUCGGCACCUCUCCAUGGGACCCCAGUUGCAAGGAGCGAAGAAAGGCGGCAGCGACUGCUCUCAACCGUCCAGCAGUGCAAAGCUACAUGCCCUUCAUCGACUUCGAAGCCACAAGAUCCAUCAAGGAAAUGCUUGCAGACUCCAAGGACGGCACUUUCGACGUUGACCCGAAUCCUUACUUCCAGCGAUACGCCUUGAGCACGAGUCUUACUCUCAACUAUGGCAUCAAGAUCGAAGGCAGCAUUGACAACGAGAUGCUCAAAGAAAUCACUCACGUGGAGCGUGAAAUCAGCAACUUCAGAUCCACAUCAAACAACUGGCAGGAUUAUAUUCCACUCAUGCGAUUGUGGCCAUCGAACAACCUGAAGCCACUCGAGUACAAGAAACGUAGAACAGCAUACAUGACCAAAUUGUUGAACAUGCUGAAGGAGAAGAUCCAGGCUGGUACCGACAGACCAUGCAUCACUGGCAACAUCCUCAAGGAUCCGGAGGCGAAGCUGAACGAUGCCGAGAUCAUGUCCAUCUGCUUGACCAUGGUGAGCGCCGGAUUGGACACUGUUCCAGGCAAUCUGGUCAUGUGUUUGGCAUAUUUGUCGUCCGAGCAUGGCCAGAAAAUCCAGCAAACAGCUCUUGAUGAGAUCAACAAGAUUUAUCCGGAUGGCGAUGCUUGGGAGAAAUGCCUGAGCGAAGAAAAGGUCCCGUACAUCACAGCUCUCGUCAAGGAGACUCUACGUUUCUGGUCAGUCAUCCCGAUCUGCUUGCCACGAGUAAGCAUCAAGGAUAUCGAAUGGCAAGGAGCCGUGAUUCCUGCUGGUACCACAUUCUACAUGAACGCGUACGCAGCCAACUACGACGAGUCGCAUUUCAAGGAUCCGCUCAAGUUCGAGCCUGAACGAUACCUGGACAAGGAAAUGUCAGGGAUUGAACACUUUGGCUAUGGAGCCGGCAGCCGAAUGUGUGCUGGCAGCCAUUUGGGCAACCGUGAGCUGUAUACUGCAUUCUUGAGGCUCAUCACAGCGUUCCAAUUCGUGGCACCGAGAGAUGCUAGAGACAAGCCUAUUCUCGAUGCGAUGGGCGCAAAUGCCCUUCCCACUAGUCUGACCAUGGAACCGAAGCCGUUCAAGGUCGGACUUCGUGUACGAAACAGGCAGCAGCUCGACAAGUGGAUCAAGGAGAGCGAGGACAGAACAGCAGACCUU
Molecule: messenger RNA, 1500 nt
Organism: Aureobasidium vineae
Lineage: Eukaryota; Fungi; Ascomycota; Dothideomycetes; Dothideales; Saccotheciaceae
Source: the annotation of a GenBank genome assembly